Messenger RNA from Chiloscyllium plagiosum (whitespotted bambooshark), 3503 nucleotides. RefSeq lists its product as uncharacterized. The record is from RefSeq and is a predicted model, not a curated record. Lineage: Eukaryota; Metazoa; Chordata; Chondrichthyes; Orectolobiformes; Hemiscylliidae.
AGUUACUUCCUCUAUCUCACCAUUUGGAAAGACUGCAAGGACACGUUUUCAUUGUGAUCUCAAUCACGUGCUUUACGAAGAAUAAGGAGUGUGUUUUGGUCGGUUGUUUUGGAACUAAACACUUUAAAUCGUGAAAAAGAAAAUAUCCUGUAUCGUGAUGGAGAAAUUGGGCUUGCAUAUUGCUUGUUUGGUGAUGGUUUACGUGACAGUUUUGCCUUCUGUUGCAGCUAUCGACAUAGAAUGCAGUUUGGGUUUUACUGGAGUGUCCUGUAGAGAGAACAACACCACUCAAAAGAUAUUAAUUGGAGUUGGAGUGGCGCUCUCAAUCCUUGUGGUUGUUGGUGUUAUGACAUGCUGCUGCUGUGGUUGCUGUGCCUGUUGCAGAUCAGAACCACCACGUUCAACUGUUGUAACCACUGUAGCUUGUUCACAACAAAUGGCAGCUUAUCCACAAGUCCAAGGAUACCGGCCUUUGCCUCUUCAAUACCAUCCUGGACAGUCAGCAGUUCCCACAGUUCCGUAUUCUAAUAAUCAUCCAGUGGCAUAUCCAAAUUAUGGACAACCGCCAGCCUACCAAGAAGUUUCCACAAUGAGUCAACCUCAAACUUAUCCUGCAACACAGUCUUUUCACGUUCCAAUCCCUGGGGAUAAUCCAAGCUUUAUGGAUCCAGUGGAGCCACAUAAGUGAGAACCUGACCAGCUGUGCCUUCACCUGCUUUCAUUCCUCUCGCCAUUUUUUUUUUUCAAACUUUAACACAAGUUCACUCCAGUACUUGGAACACACAAAUGCUGUACUAUGUCUUGGUCUUGAAAGCUAAACAAGGAGAAAAUUUCUUUAGAACAUUGAUUUGCAUUGUGGGAUUGUUCCUUCAUUCCCAUUGGAAAUGGAUGUUCAGUUAUUCAGUGCUAGCUCCAGGCAUGAUGGACCAAAUGGCCUCCAUUACCGCUGUAUCUUCUGCAUGUGAACAUGCAAGCAUAGGAAUUGUGAUUAUCUCUGUCUUCUUUGGACCACCCCUUUUUAAACAGUGAAGUCCUAGUUCUAUUCACAAGAGGAAAUAUUGUCAUAUACACCUAGUCAAACCCCUCAGGAUCUUAUAUGCUUCAAUCAAUGUCACCUCUUACUUUUUCUAAUUUCCAGCCGAUCUAAGCCUAGUCAGUCCAAACUUCCCUGUAUUUCCAAUUCAAGCAUAGCAGCCACCUGACAGGCUGGCCUGCUGAUUUACGUAGAGAUCAGGUCCAAAGUGGAACCCAGCGGUUUUGAGUUCAUUUACAAUGCUUCAAGUUGGUCUGUUCCUGAACCACAAUAUCACAGAAUCAAGUCAGAGAGGCUUGAUUCUUCUUUAUUUAUGUGAACCCUGCCACAAUGUACAAUUCCACAAUUCCUCAGAAAGGUCCUUUUAAAAAAACAUAGAAAAUAGGAGCAAGAGUAGUCCAUUCGGCCCUUCAAGCCCACACCACCAUUCAAUACGAUCAUGGCUGAUCAUCCAACUCUGUACUGGGUUCCUGCUUUGUCCCUGUACUCUUUUAUCCCCUUUAGCCCUAAGAAUUAUGUCUUACUCCUUCCUGAAAAUAUCAACUGUAUUGACCUCAAUGCCUUUCUGUGGCAGGAAUUCCACUGGCUCAUUACUCUCUCGGUGAAGAAUAUUCUCCUCAUAUCAGUCCUAAGUGGCUUCCUCGUCAUUGGUAACAUCCUUCCUGUGUUUACCUCUUAGGAUUUUACAGGCUUUUAUGACUUAUUCUUCUAAACUCCAGAGAAUGUAAUCCUAACCAAUCCAAUCUCUCUUCAUUUAUCAGUCCUCCCAUCCCAGGAUGACAUGAGAGCUUUGCUACCUGUACAUCCAAAAGUAGGGAUUCAGAACUGGUUGCUUACACUUCCUAAAAUCGUGCCUGGUUCUGCUUAACGCCACUGACCUCUUCCUCCUCCUCCCUCGCCCCAGUUAUAUAAAUGGAGAGGUCCAUGAGGAAUGCUAUACCAGAUCCUAGAAACUCUGUCGGGUGUGGGAGGGGUGGAAUUCUAAACAUGUGACUGAGUGCUCAUCAUGCGAAAGAUUAGUGUGAAGAAGGUAAAGGAUUUUCCUAUCAGAAAUCAAAAUCAGCAGUCCGUCUACUGAGUGUGGAAAUAAAUAAUUAAAUGAUCAAUUGACCCCGAUACUUCCCAGUCAUAAAACAGUUAUUGAGGCCAGACUAAUGCGAGUGGGCAAUCUUUUUUUUAAGGAUGGGUGUACUGUCUUUGCCGGACACCCUUCAUCCAUACGGGACGUGCCAUGACAUGCUAGGGAGUUGGCGUAGUGAUAAUGUCACGGGACUAGCAAACCAGAACCUUAGUCAAUGUUCUGUGGACAUGUUUGAAUCUCCACCUUAAUGGGUAGUGAAACUUGAGUUCAAUUAAAACGUUGACUCAAUGGUAACCAUCGCCAGUUGGUGUAAAAAGCCCAUCUUGUUUAAUGAUGUCCUGGGAAAUCUGCUAACUUUACUCUGGUCUGGUCUACAUAUGACUCCAGACUCAUAGCAAUGUAGUUGACUCUUAAAUGCCCUCUGUGGAAUUAAAGAUGGACAAUAAGCCAGUGAUGUCCAUGAACAAAUACAAAAUGCUCAUCCCCUACUUCUUAAACAAAUCCUCCCACCGAUGCCUGCUCUCCCCUUCGGCUGGGCUUGUAUUGGGGGCUUCCUGCCUCCACUUCCUGCAGUGACCACUGCUGAGCUCUGAUGAUGGCUAAUCAGAUUGGUUGGAAGCUUGAGAGCUUGGGACUUCCACACACUGAGGGAUGGAGCUCUGACUCUCCAGCUCUUCCGUCUCGGCCUGCAACAGCUUAUAGCUGUGGGGGGGAGGAGAAGGGCUAAUCAGGCUACCAUCCCAUCCCCCUGUGUAGAAUUACUGUCAUUGUCCAGGCCUUACCUUCUAGAAUUCCAUUUCAAAACCCGUCCACCGUCACAUGGAAACUCAUGGAUGAAGGGUACUUUAAUGGUCCAAAAUAGAUUGAAAUAAUUUACAUCUGAUAUACCUGCCAUCACAUAGUGAGAAAAUAGUUAAUAUAAUGAUAUGUUUCCUGUGAGUUUACUGUGUCUGAAGGUUUCCAUUUCAAUCAAAUCUUAUAGCUUGCAAUCAUUGCCUAGCUUAAAUCUUGACAUAUCUAAAAAUAUGGGUGUAAAUGUAAAAGUUCAGGUGCAGCAAGAAAUUUAUGCAGCACUUAUUUAGCUUGUUGUGGUGAUAUCACACAUAUUUUGCUUUAGACUACUUCAGACACUAUAUCCCCUCAAUAGUUACAAUCUGAAAGAGUGAUUUUGGUCAACUUCUGAUGUGCAUUUAAGAUCUGUGCCUUUUAUAGCAAUUUGGUCAUUUUACUUUUCAUUAGGUUUGAUGUGUGUGUGAUCUUUUAUAGUACUUAAGGAGGUGGCUUGGUUUGUGAAUGAAGAUAAAAUAAAUAAUCAAUACUUUGCAAUCCAUGAUCUUACAAACUGUUCAAAACUUUGCAAGCAUACAAUAAACACAAUUUAUUUCUCAA